CGAAUUUUUAUUUUUUCAUUCAUUCAUUCAUUAUCACAACAACAACAACGAAACAAAUUGACCAUUUCAAUAAAAUGCUUAUGCAUAAUCUAUAUGGAUUACCUAGAUUUAUAUCAAUGAAUCCAUUAAUACAACGAUCAUCACGGAUGAUAUUUCAUCCAAAUUCAAAUCAGAUAUUUAUCUAUAAUCAUACUACUUAUAGAUUUUAUCGUAAUCAAUUCCUAAAUCCACAUCAUUCGGCAUUUGUACCAUAUGAUAAUGAUGAUGAUAAUAGAAGAAGAGAAAAACGUUUGAAAAUUCAAUCGAAUCAUCUAAUGAUAAUCAAUCGCCAUUUAUAUAUAAAUCGUCCAUUAUAUGACCUAAAAGAUUCAUCAAAAGUGGAACAAACGGUUAAAGCAUUACGAGAAUCAAAAGUAAAAGAACCACAAAAAGCUGUUCAAAUUGAACCAAAACGAAGUCUAGGCAAAAGAAUAUGGGAUGAAAUUGUUCAUUAUUAUCAUGGAUUUCGUCUAUUAAUUAUCGAUAUUGGUAUCGCUUCAAGAUUGAUAUGGAAAAUAUUGAAUGGUAAUAGUCUAUCACGACGUGAAUAUCGACAAUUAGUACGUACAUCAUCCGAUGUGUUUCGUUUAGCACCGUUUUCCGUAUUUAUAAUCAUACCAUUCAUGGAACUUUUAUUACCUGUUUUCCUGAAAUUUUUUCCAAAUAUGCUUCCAUCAACAUUUCAAACGGCUUCAUCACGAGAAGUAAAAGUCAAACAAGAACUUAAACUUAAAUUAGACAUGGCAAAAUUUCUACAGACAACAUUGGACGAGAUGACACUUCAAGCACGUGGUGAAUCACAUUCGAAUCGAGCGAAAGAAUUUAAGCAAUUUUUUGAUAAUAUUAGAAAAUCCGGUGAACAAGCAUCAAAUGAUGAUAUAUUAAGAUUUUCCAAACUAUUCGAAGAUGAAAUUACAUUGGAUUCAUUAUCCAGGCCUCAGCUAGUAGCCUUAUGUCGUUUAUUAGAAUUACAACCAAUUGGUACCAGUAAUUUUCUUUUAUUUCAACUUCGAAUGCGUUUACGAAGCCUUAAAGCUGAUGAUCAAAUGAUCGCUCGUGAAGGAAUCGAAAGUCUGACUGUUUCGGAAUUACAACAGGCAUGCCGUUCACGUGGUAUGCGUGCACUUGGUAUUUCUGAAGAUAGACUUCGAUUUCAGCUAAGUCAGUGGUUGGAAUUGAGUUUGAAUGAAAAAAUUCCCAAUUCAUUACUAUUACUAUCUCGUGUGUUAUAUUUACCGGAAAAUAUACCAGCCACCGAUCAAUUGAAAGCUACCAUACAGGCAUUACCUGAAGGUGUUGGAACCGAAACACGAUAUAAAAUUGGUGAAACUGAAGGUAAAAUCGAUAAUCGUACCAAGAUUGAAUUAUUGAAACAGGAAGAGGAAGCAAUCAAACGUGAAAAUGAAGAAGAAAGACUAAAGAAACAAGUUGAACCUGCUAUUGAAAAAGAAAUGAUCAAAGAACAAGUUAUUGAUAAAAUUUUCGAAACAGUCAGUGGUGGUAGUAGUGGUGAACCACCAAAAGUGGAACCGGUACUAUCAAAAGAAGACAUAGAAUCAAUUGAAACGGCAUUGGAAAAUUUGGCAAAAGAGAAAAAAGUUUUAAUGUUGGAAAAAGAAGAACUUGAUGAAAUCAAAGAAGAAUUAGAUGAUUAUAAAGAAGAUUUAAUUGAAUUCAAAGAUAUUGCUCAACAAACUGGCGAUAUAAUACGUUUGAAAGAAAGUAAAGCAGCAAGACGUUUACGAAAACGAAUGGAUAAAAUGGUGGGUAAAAUGGAUAAAGUUUUCGAUAGCCUAGAGUCAAAGAAGAAAAAAUUGGAAACAGCAAUCAAUCAAUUGGAAAAAGAAGGAAAAGAUAUUGAUCAGGUGAAAAAGGAUGUUGUAAGCAUUAAUGAAUUAUUACAAACGAUACGGCCAUUUACCGAUGUAUCGGAUGAUACAAAAUCCAAACGAAUACUUGAAGUAUUGGAUAAUUUGGAUAUCAAUCAUGAUGGUCUAAUCGAAUUGGAACACGUCUUUAAGGUCAUUGAAUUAAUCGGACGAGAAAAUGUACAAUUAACACCAAAGCAGAUCAAAGAGAUUAUUAAACUAUUGAUCCAAGAGGAACAAUUAAACAUUGAAGAAAAGAAAAAGAAACAAUUGAAAAAUGAUACAAACAUUGAAUCAUCAACGGUACCACCACCACCACAACAACAACAGCAAUCGCAACAGAUGAAAAGCAAUGAAAAAUCUUCAUUUUGAUCGAAAAGAAAAGCAACAGAAAACAACAAUAAUAAUCUUUAGGGCAUCCGAGUUUAUUGAUUAUUAAAAAUUUUUUUUAAUAAUUCA
This is a messenger RNA of Dermatophagoides farinae (American house dust mite), 2366 nucleotides long. Lineage: Eukaryota; Metazoa; Arthropoda; Arachnida; Sarcoptiformes; Pyroglyphidae. The record is from RefSeq and is a predicted model, not a curated record.